Molecule: messenger RNA, 1825 nt
Organism: Aspergillus heteromorphus CBS 117.55
Lineage: Eukaryota; Fungi; Ascomycota; Eurotiomycetes; Eurotiales; Aspergillaceae
Product: putative allantoate permease
Exons: 10
Coding region: 1-1581 (526 amino acids)
Biological process (GO): transmembrane transport
Cellular component (GO): membrane
Molecular function (GO): transmembrane transporter activity
Source: RefSeq, a predicted model, not a curated record
AUGGGCCACGAAAAGGAAGACAACAGGCCCUACGGCCUCAAUCUAGAGGAAGGAUCGACCGAAUCCACGGAAACGCUCCAGGUGAAGACAUUGAAGUCCUGGAAAGGAUGGAUCUGGGAUACAUGGGAGCUGCCGCAAGAUCAGCGCUGGUUGUUGUUCAAGGUGGACGCUUUCGUCUUGACCUUUGCUUCGAUUGGCUAUUUCUUGAAGAACCUCGAUCUCUCCAACAUUAACAAUGCCUACCUGAGUGGCAUGGAAGAGGACUUGAACAUGUAUGGCAACCAGCUGGUCACCAGCACGUCGAUCUAUACUGUCGGAUACGUGAUCGGCCAAAUUCCUUCCAACAUGCUUCUGACUCGACUCUCCCCCCGAUGGGUGAUCCCCGCUCUGGAAGUCGGAUGGGGAAUCGCCACCAUCGCCACAGCUAGUGUGAAAUCCUACCGAUCGCUCUACGCCAUUCGCUUCCUGGUCGGACUUUUCGAAUCGGGUUUCUACCCCGGCAUCCACUACCUGCUCGGUUCGUGGUACACGCCGCAGGAGAUCGGUAAGCGCGCUAUGAUCUUCUGGCUUGCUGGGUCGGUCGGAACGCUGUUCAGUGGCUUCCUUCAGGCAGCCGCCUACACGAACCUGAGUGGUGUGAACGGGUAUGCGGGCUGGAGAUGGCUUUUCAUCAUCGACGGGAUCAUCACCCUGCCGCUGUCUGUCGCCGGCUUUCUCUUCUUCCCCAACCUACCCCAGGACGGGCAGAAGACGUGGUGGACGACGGAAGAAGAGCACGUUCUUUCGGUGAAACGCAUGCAGGCCAUUGGACGUGCUGGCCAGGAACCCUGGACGGUUGCAAAGGCGAAGCGAAUCUUCCUCAGCUGGCAUACCUAUCUCCUGCCGGCGAUUUACAUUCUCUGGAACAAUGCCUAUCCCCAGGCUGGCAUGGGCUAUUGGCUCAAGAGCUUCGACAAGACCCCCGAGCCUGUGCCGGGCACCACGUUCACCGUCCCGCAAAUUGACAACUAUCCAAAUGUCACUACUGCUAUUUUCAUUGUCGUGGCCCUGAUAUGGGGGUUCUUGUCCGACGGACCUUGUCACGGGUCGCGAUGGCCUUUUAUCUACAUUGGCGCAGUUGUCUCGCUCCUGUUCGUUCUCCUCCUGCGGCAGAUGCCACUCUACUCGAACAUCUCCGGUCGGAUGGCAGUGUAUUGGCUCAGUAAUAUCGGGAACGGGGCCGGUCCUCUUAUCCUGAGUUGGAUCAACGAGAUCUGCUCGGCGGACACAGAGAAGAGAUCUCUGAUCCUUGCGAUGGCCAAUGACCUGGCAUAUGUCGUGCAGGCAGUCGCUCCAAACUUCGUCUGGAAGACCACCGACUUUCCCGCGGCAAAGAAGGGAUAUCUGUUUUCUGCGGUCCUGCAGAUUCUUCUCAUGAUUGCGACAGCCGCCACACAAAUACUGCUUCGACGGGACCGAAAGAAGGCCGAGGAGGAACAGAGGCUCAGGGAGUCGCAAGGGAGCGACACUUCAACACAGGAGGAGAGUCAAGCUGUCGAGGGGAAAACAUUCCGCACGGAAGUAGUUACAUUAGGCGAUUAGAGCGAAUAGAUGAAUGACCAAAGAAGGGGCUCCACCCGACGUGAAGGACUUUGUUUCUGGAGCAGAUCUGGGUAGAGUAGGAUUAGACUAACAUGAACACGCACUGAGAGCGCAUUGCGCGGAAAGUCAGAGAAACAUAUCAUCAGGAACAGGAACAGGAACAGGAUCCUGAAUCAUGCGAUUGCAAGAAGCCACUACUGGUAGGAUGGUGUCUGUCGGACAAUUUCCCGCGCCGCGGCCUCGA